This is a messenger RNA of Penicillium crustosum, 282 nucleotides long. RefSeq lists its product as uncharacterized. The transcript has a single exon. Lineage: Eukaryota; Fungi; Ascomycota; Eurotiomycetes; Eurotiales; Aspergillaceae. The record is from RefSeq and is a predicted model, not a curated record. Bases 1 to 282 code for a protein of 93 amino acids.
AUGUGCUCCUUGAGAUCCGCCUCAUCUCGCUGGCGACAAUUCCAAACUGCAACUCGCCCCGAGGGCGUUAGCGUGGCUGAACUCAGACUCUUGGGCCAUCGACCGGGCUCUCCAUCGGCCGCAGAGUUCCGAGACUCAUCUCGCGCAAUUCAAUCCGAUACUACUAAGGAUAAGCUUCCCCUGCUUCACCUUGGUGAUACAACACGCGGCCGCUUUGGGCAGCGGCCUGUCCAGGCUGUAGUCGGUGCUUGCCAAGAACCACCAAAAGGACAUGAAGCGUGA